This is a messenger RNA of Cataglyphis hispanica, 1091 nucleotides long. It is a transcript of the gene MED6, whose product is annotated as mediator of RNA polymerase II transcription subunit 6. The transcript has 6 exons. Gene Ontology annotation, cellular component: core mediator complex; mediator complex. Gene Ontology annotation, molecular function: transcription coactivator activity. The record is from RefSeq and is a predicted model, not a curated record. Gene Ontology annotation, biological process: regulation of transcription by RNA polymerase II. Bases 241 to 933 code for a protein of 230 amino acids. NCBI's taxonomy places the organism in Eukaryota, Metazoa, Arthropoda, Insecta, Hymenoptera, Formicidae.
AAAGAGAAGGGGGAGAUACGCUACUGUCAAAAUACAUAUGUUCGAUUACCUUUUUCUGUUAGAGGACAGAAAUCGGAAAAAGGAAGGAAUAAAGAAAAGGAAAAUUACAUCGUGAUAUAUUGUGUUUGAUAUUGAACAGAAAUUCAUAAAAAAAGAAGCAAAAGAUAUAUUUGAUUCGUGACAUUAAUAGACGAGGUGUAUUCUUGAUUAUUUUUGUGACAAGUUUUUUUAGUUGGUGAUAUGAUGAUGCCAGGAAAAACUCCAGUACAAGAGAAUCCUUUAGGCCUAUCUUGGCAUGACAGUGCUUGGAUUCCUGUCCUCAAUCCAAGUAACAUCAUGGAUUACUUUUCUGAAAGGAGUAAUCCAUUUUAUGAUAGAACUUGCAAUAAUGAAAUAGUCAAGAUGCAGCGUUUGAGUCCUGAUCAACUGACCAAUAUGACUGGCUUAGAAUAUAUUCUUCUGCAUGUGCAAGAACCAAUUUUAUAUGUGAUUAGGAAACAACACAGACAUUCACCAACUGUAGCUUCACCAGUCGCUGAUUAUUAUAUUAUAGCUGGUGUUGUGUAUCAGGCUCCAGAUUUAGGAUCUGUUGUGAGUUCUAGACUGUUAUCCACGGUUCAUCAUCUGCAAUCUGCCUUUGAAGAAGCUAGUUCUUGCUCGCGAUAUCAUCCUAGUAAGGGUUACUUUUGGGAUUUCAAGAAUGGCAAAGCUUUAGCCACAAAAAAAGAAACGCCGGUACGCGAGGAACCUAGCUCGUUGUUUCAACGGCAGAGAGUGGACAUGUUACUUACAGAGCUCACUCGUAAAUUUCCCUUACCAGUACCAAAACCAGUGCAUCAAGCAACAGAAGUUUCUACAGAGAUUAAGCAGGAAGUGAAAACUGAGAAAAAAGAUAUGAAACCACCACCAGAAAAGAAACCUAGAGUUUCUUAAUUAAUAAUAAAUAAAGAUGCAGAAGAUAGCGUAAAUAAAAUGCUAUAAUAAGAAGAACAGAUUCAAAAAAUGAAGAUAAUGAACUGUCGAUGUAAAAGACGACAAUCGCGCUGCUCAGUUGACAUGGCGAUUUGUUCGUAUAUUCAGCCGUGUCAGCG